Rotaria sp. Silwood2 is the source of this 646-nucleotide messenger RNA. Lineage: Eukaryota; Metazoa; Rotifera; Eurotatoria; Philodinida; Philodinidae. The record is from the annotation of a GenBank genome assembly.
AUGAUCAAUAUUCUCUGGCCAUUUGAUUUAAAUACCAAUGAUUUUUAUAAUACUUACAAUGGUAUUCCAACGAAUAAUCCGUCUUAUGUUCCGUCACCAGUAAGUACAACGGCUAUUCAUUUUCAAUCAUCUUCGCAACAAUCAGUAGAAAUAACUCAGCCAACUCUAAAGCUAACUCACACAUCAUUUACUGUUGAAUGUUGGAUUCAUCCAAUAUCUCUCUCGACCUAUGAUAAUGCUAUAUUUGCACAAUGUCAAAAUUCAUCACCUCAAAAUUGUUUUCACUUAGGAAUUCGAAAUGCCACACUCUUCAUGAAUUAUUACAAAGAAACUUUGAAAGGUAUAUCUGUCCUAAAAGCAAACAAUUGGUAUCAUGUGGCAUUCGUUUUUGAUGCAUUAACACUUCAAUUAACAGUUUAUCUCAAUGGCAAACAAGAUGCAACAAAAAAAGUAUAUACUCCUUAUCAAGGUACAAAUGAUAUCAUUACUAUUGGUACGUCGAAAAUUUCUCGUAUUCAUCAUACACAUUUUAAUGGUUACAUGGAUCAGCUUUCGGUCGUUUCAAAAGCUAAAAGCGCCGAAGAUAUAUUACUUGAUGCAACAACAAUACCAUUGAUAAGAGUUAAAGGCAAGUAUAAUUGCAAAA